AAAAAAAAAAAAAAGAAAAAAGACGAGAAUCCUUCCGUACGAAAAAAAGAAAGAAAUGCUUCAUUGGAUUUCCAGGCCAAUUCCCAGAUGAGUGGUCGAGUCCAAUGCUUAUCAACGGUUCCUCUUCGCUUCAAUUCCAUCUCCAACCUUCGUUCUUCUCCAUCUCUCAAUUCUAGGCUUUGGUUUUGCGGAAGCCGUAACGCGAUUGGAAUGGAGGAAAAGGGGUUCUUAAAGGAUUCUGAGGCAGUUGUGGCCGACUCCGAUCUGCUGAAGAAGAAACUCGAUGCUAUGCGCGGUUCCGGCCCGCAUAAGCUCCAGGUUAUUGCUGAUUUUGAUGCUACGCUAACGAGGUACUGGAUUGAUGGCCGCCGAGGGCAAACCAGUCAUGGUCUUCUAAAGCAGGGGAAUCCCGAAUAUGAUGCUAAGCGGGAUGAUCUUUAUAAAUAUUACCAUCCCAUUGAAUACUCUCCUACAAUUUCGGUAGAAGAGAAAACAAAGCUCAUGGAAGACUGGUGGGGCAAAACCCAUUCACUUCUUAUUGAAGGAGGUCUUACAUUCGAUGCGAUAAAGCAAUCAGUUUCUGCUGCCACCAUUGCUUUUAGGGAGGGAGUAGUUGAGCUGUUUGAGCUUCUAGAGGAAAAGGAUGUUCCUGUUCUUAUAUUUUCAGCUGGGCUUGCAGACAUUAUAGAGGAGGUCUUGAGACAGAAGCUUCAUAGAUCUUUUAAAAAUAUUAGGAUCGUUUCAAAUAGAAUGGUGUUUGAUGAUAAUGGUUGCCUUGUAUCUUUUAAGGGGAAGACAAUACAUAGUCUAAAUAAAAAUGAGCAUGCUCUUGAUAUGGCUGCUCCUCUUCAUGACCAAUUGGGCGAUGUAGAUGGAGCAAUUGAUGAUACUGCCUCAGUAAGAAAGCGGAAAAAUGUACUUCUUCUUGGUGACCACAUCGGGGAUUUGGGGAUGUCAGAUGGUUUGAACUAUGACACUCGGAUAUCUGUGGGAUUUCUGAAUGAUAACAUCGAGAAAUCUCUUGAGAGCUAUCGCAAUGCCUUUGAUAUUGUUUACCUGAAUGAUGCAUCCAUGAUGGGAGUGGUUAAACUCGUACAGCAACUCUUUUCAGCUGAAGGUGUCUGAGAGACUGACCCUUUUUAUAUUUUCAAUGAAGCCGUUGAUGAAGGGGCGUUGAUGAACUCAAGCCUUUCUUCUUCACAUCUUCCUGCAAUUCCCUGAUCGGAAUUGCAGCAAGAAAGC
This is a messenger RNA of Momordica charantia (bitter melon), 1242 nucleotides long. Its product is annotated as 5'-nucleotidase / magnesium ion binding protein. Gene Ontology annotation, molecular function: magnesium ion binding; 5'-nucleotidase activity. Lineage: Eukaryota; Viridiplantae; Streptophyta; Magnoliopsida; Cucurbitales; Cucurbitaceae. The record is from RefSeq and is a predicted model, not a curated record. Gene Ontology annotation, cellular component: cytoplasm.